Molecule: messenger RNA, 853 nt
Organism: Exaiptasia diaphana
Lineage: Eukaryota; Metazoa; Cnidaria; Anthozoa; Actiniaria; Aiptasiidae
Product: chymotrypsinogen A
Biological process (GO): proteolysis
Molecular function (GO): serine-type endopeptidase activity
Source: RefSeq, a predicted model, not a curated record
CAAGUCACUAGUGACUUUAGAUAAUCAUGAAGUUGUUGGUGUUUCUCGYUGUUGUUCCUUUGGUUUGGGCAGGUUGCGGGAAACGUCCCGCGGGCUCGCGGGUCAUGAAUGGUGAUAAUKCSGCACCCMAUGCUUGGCCAUGGCAAAUAUCUCUUCGUUCUGGACCCAAGCAGUACCACAUCUGCGGCGGGACUUUGAUUCGUCCAGAUUGGGUAGUGACCGCUGCACACUGUGUUGCAAAGAACCCAGAUGACCCAAGCCAAUUUAGUGUAAGAGUAGGGGCCCACAGGAGACAAGGAACGACCAGCGUUCAACAAAGUCUUCCCAUCAAAAGRAUYAUURUGCAUCCMGAGUAUAAGAACAAGAGAGGUGUAUUUAACGAUAUCGCUCUGAUUGAACUCAGUAAGCCGGCUGCUCUCAGUGACAAGGUUAACUUGGCUUGUCUACCCACUAAACACGUGACUCUAGGAUCCAAGUGCUACAUCACAGGAUGGGGUCGAAUGGAAAACGGUGCUGCAGCAGACUAUCUUCAGCAAGCUGUACUCCCCCCGGUUUCACAAGAAACCUGUAGAAAGAAAUGGAAAGUUGAAUUUAAGCCACAUCUAUGUGCAGGCGAAGCAAAGUGGGGUACUACAGGGGGUUGCCAGGGAGACAGUGGUGGCCCCUUAGUGUGCGAGGAAGGUGGUCGAUGGGUUCUACAUGGCGCUGUUAGUUAUGGCUUGAAGUAUUGUGGCUCGGCUUACUACACUGUUUUUGCAAGGGUCUUCACUUACAUAGACUGGAUUAAUGGUUACUUAGGAAUAGGUCCAUUACCGAGCGGACGACCCACCCCGCCUGUUCCAGAGACGACUCC